AUGUCUGAACAACAACCAUGGCUAUAUGAAGUCAGGGGUGAGGAGGAGGGAAUCACAGCUUACGAUGACUUUACCCUCAUGGGAGAACAUCUGCCCCAUGUGCCAUCAGACCAAUAUGUGGACUUUACGCUCUUCCCUCCAGGCGACGAGCAUCCCGUACAUUUGGAUCUCGGUGAUGAGUUUCAACCACUACCUCCUGAUCCAAGUUUCAUGGGUCAGGUCCUAUAUCCUGAUUUGAGAGGCCAGAACUCAGGCCCCAAUGAUAUGCAACUCACUGAUUACUCCAGACACGAUCUGGGACUUACGCCUGGACUCAGCUAUCAGACCAGUCCUUCCAGCUGGCCUUCGUCACAAAGCUAUUAUACAAGCAGCACGCAAGGAUCUCCAUUUAUGACGGAACUCAUGGCGCCUGUUCCAUCAUAUGUUCUUGAUAAUGCCAAUGCCGCGGCUGCACUAGUUCCGAUAAUGUGCGCUGGGGGAGCCUACUCACAACCAACCUCACCGCUGGGGCUGCCCCACACAUUAGACCAACUGGAUGGUCCUAUAGAUUUACAACAGCGUGCGCCAAGCAAUCAGCAGCUCCAGCGCCGGCGCAGCAGAAACCCAAUACAGUGCCCAGUAAGAGGUUGCCCACAAGCAAACAAACGGCAUCGCUCAAGGCGUGACCUAAAUCGUCACAUCUGGGCAAAGCACGAGGAGUAUGCGGUUAAACAUAGGAUCCCCGAGGAGACAGAUACUUGUGAUGUGUGUGGUGCGGAGGGAAGAAAAGACAACAUAAAGCGGCAUAUGAGGCUGAAGCAUGGAAUUGAACGACCUUGA
This is a messenger RNA of Truncatella angustata, 819 nucleotides long. RefSeq lists its product as uncharacterized. Bases 1 to 819 code for a protein of 272 amino acids. The record is from RefSeq and is a predicted model, not a curated record. Lineage: Eukaryota; Fungi; Ascomycota; Sordariomycetes; Amphisphaeriales; Sporocadaceae. The transcript has 2 exons.